AUGGUGUGCAAGCAGCAGAGAAGCAGUAGUGGUACCACAAGAUGGGCACCCACGCCUGACCAGAUUAGGAUCCUCAAGGAACUCUACUACAACAAUGGAGUUAGGUCCCCAACCAUUGAUCAGAUCCAGUGGAUCGUAGCCAGGCUGAGGCAGUACGGUAAGAUCGAAGGCACAAAUGUGUUAUAUUGGUUUCAGAAUCGCAAGGCUCGUGAGAGGCAGAAGAAGAGACUCACCACUACUACUGAUCAAAUCCCCAUGCAAAGAUCAUCAUCUGCUCUUACUGUUGGAAACAACAGUACUAUUGCCUUUCACGACAAGUACCUUAACUUGAUCAAUCCUUCCAACCCUGCUGCAUAUGUCUUCCCUUCUGAUACUCCUCAUCCUACUGCGGUUGCUGUUGGGCAGAUGGGAAGCUGCUUCGGAUAUGGAUCUGUGCCAAUGGAGAACAGUUUUAUUAGGUUGGUGCCAGCAAAGUAUGUAUGUAAUGUUGGCUGCAACCCUGUUUAUCUUGCCGUGUAUUUGAAAAGGCAAGGAAAGCCAACAUGA
Messenger RNA from Malania oleifera, 546 nucleotides. RefSeq names its product protein WUSCHEL-like. The transcript is spliced from 3 exons. The record is from RefSeq and is a predicted model, not a curated record. The coding region runs from base 1 to 546 and encodes 181 amino acids. Gene Ontology annotation, biological process: plant organ development. Gene Ontology annotation, molecular function: DNA binding; DNA-binding transcription factor activity. NCBI's taxonomy places the organism in Eukaryota, Viridiplantae, Streptophyta, Magnoliopsida, Santalales, Ximeniaceae.